Messenger RNA from Helianthus annuus (common sunflower), 2324 nucleotides. Its product is annotated as COP9 signalosome complex subunit 7-like. Lineage: Eukaryota; Viridiplantae; Streptophyta; Magnoliopsida; Asterales; Asteraceae. The transcript is spliced from 3 exons. The record is from RefSeq and is a predicted model, not a curated record. Bases 1071 to 1328 code for a protein of 85 amino acids.
AUAGGGACAUGCCCUAGGUGGUUAUUUGGGGGUGUGACAAAAAUCGCGAUUAAAUGUUUUGGAAUCACGAUUCCUGAUUUAACGUAGCUCCAGGAAAUACCUUUUAAAUCCCACAGCUGUCACUAUUUUUUAUUAAUCUCAUUAUUUAUUAACUUAUUGUCAUGUCUCAUUUAUAUUUUUCUAAAUUCUUCAAAUAUUAUAUACAUCUAGACAGUUUGGCCGAAUGGUCUAAGGCGCCAGAUUUAGGCUCUGGUCCGAAAUGGCGUGGCUUCAAAUCCCACAGCUGUCAUUAUUUUUCAUAUUCAUUGGUUGUUUUUAGUUGUGUUUCAUAUCAAGUGGGUCAAAAUGAAAAAGUUUAGUUGGAAGUUAACUGUGGCAUUAUUGAUAUAUGUGGUUAUUAUUAGGCAUCAUAUGAGAAGUAGAUUACCACAUGAUGGCGUUACGAUCUUGGUCGCAAGAGGAACUUUGAACUGGUUAUCUUGACAUUAUUGAAGCUUAUGCCACAUAUUUGGUCAAUGGUCAAACAUUUAUUUUCAAUUAUAUCAUAUUUGGUCAAUGGUCAAACAUUUAUUUUCAAUUAUAUAUCCUGGACAUGUGUUAAUAUUUUCUUUGAAGUGAGGGAGUGUUAUAUUGGUAACCAUCAAAUCUUUUAGCCUAUGUGUUUGAAUUUAUCUUUCACCGUUUUUAAAAACUGAAUCUGAAGAAAGAGUCACUGUUUGACUACAAAAGGUCAACUGUCGUGCUACCAAAACUAUUUGUCAAAGGUCUAAAAUAGAUCGUUUAUAGUGAUGACAAUAAGUUAAAAAGUAACUUUAUGUUAGUUUUAUUCAUUUUGUUUGGUUGUUUUAGUUCCAGGAGUUUUUUUUAUUAAGUUAGCGCAAGUCAUAUAUAGGUUGUUGUAAGUCUUACGUUAGUAACGUUUUAAAGGAUAUCCCACAGGUAAUGCAUUCUCAACUUUGUGUUGAUUUUACAUCUUGAUUUUAUGAACAUGAGAACAUUGAGGGUCCAUAGCUAAUGGAGCGGAAGAGCAGUAUACGAGUGAGUUCGAGAAGAAGGUAUAUACUUUGAAGAUGGAAGUGACUACGCAGAGAUCUUUGUGUAGGUUACGAAGCUGCAGGUUGGGUACAUCAGACGGCUUAAUUAUUACAAUUAAAAAAAAGAUAAAAUGGAUGGACUCGAUGAGUGAGCUGGACAAGAAACAUAAAAAGGAAAAUGUUGAAAUGCUUGAAGAAGCGAAGAAUGCACUCUCCCUCAAGGCUGACAUUGACUUCCGAGGGCACAGGCGUUUUGCGGAACCUGGUGGAAUAAUGGAUUUUGGUGAAGACUGACGAUCCAAUAGGUAAAUAUUCGCAUGCAUUUUGUGGGUCUGAUGUUUCUAUUCGACCGUAUUUCAAGGUCUACAUAUUAUUUUUAUGUUUAGACUUCAUAUUUCUAUCCUUAUAUCAUAACCAUAUAUACUAUCUUCUUUCAGUAACUUUCUGUAUGGGUUCUUCUUUGAUUAAUUAUACCAAUGAGUUAUAAGUUUGUAAAUUGUUAUCGGAUGCAUUUGAAAUGUUUAACCAAUAGUCAAACUUUGAUGUUUUAAUCGGAUGAAGAGAUGUUUGACCAAUAGUCAUCUCUUCAUCAAAUGUUGACUGCAUUUGAGAUGUUUGACCAAUAGUCAAACGUUGAUGUUUUAACUUUUAAUUGGAUGAAGAGACUACAUGAUAUGAGUUUAUAUAGUUACUGAAAUUUGAAACUUAUACAUGAUCUGGUUUAAAUUUUAACCUUCGAGAUGGAAUCUAACAUAGAAGAAGCUAUUAGAGCGAAAGAACAAGCGGAGAAACUUUUGUAAGAACUGUCAUGGCGUUUUUGUUGCUGUUGAGACGGGUGUGGCUCCGGUGGCGUUUUGCCGGUGGUCGUAUACAACCGAUAACGGGUUCACAAAAUCUUCGUACACUGCAGCAUUUCAUUCUGGAAACGGGCCCGAGAUCAGUGAUUCGGGUCAAGUUAGAAGACUUAGUCAAUAGCGUACCAAACGGGUGCUUUUCAUUUGAACCUGUUAUUGAUGUUAGAAAGUUAAUCAAUAAAGUCCGAUAAGUGAUUCGGGUCAGUUUAGAAGAAAUGAAGUUAGCUUCAAAAGCCGAAAAGAACGGGAAAAGACGAAAAACACGAUGAUCAACCCGGACCCUGAUUUCCAUGAUUUUGAUAACGACAGAUCGGAGAAAGUAUUUAAACCCAAACAAAUAUGGGCGAUUUACGAUGAACAAGAUGGGAUUUUGAUAGCAUGCUAUCACAUUUUAUUUUGUAACACGUUAUAUCACAUUUUAGUAUGUUCGCAUUUG